UAUGUUGCUGCUGUUCAGGUCGGUUUGGCUGUGGACGACAUUAAGAGUGUGCAAAACAAAGCCGAAUUGAAACGAUUGAGUAUGCAGGUGGAUCUUGUGUUGGAAGUGGAAGCAUCGAUGCCGUAUAUUCGCAAGUUGACAACGCGCUCUUUCUACUCUACCAAAUCAGGUCUUGUCCCGAGCUGUUGGACAAGUUUGUGCACUAGAUUUGGUUUCAACUACACAGAGGAGAAAGAAGAAGAUACAUUAGACGAAUACGUGAGCACAGUCACCCUGAAACCUAUUACAUGA
Cylicostephanus goldi is the source of this 291-nucleotide messenger RNA. Lineage: Eukaryota; Metazoa; Nematoda; Chromadorea; Rhabditida; Strongylidae. The record is from the annotation of a GenBank genome assembly.